AUGCUACGAUACGAUGGUCAAGUUGCUAUCAUUACUGGAUCUGGUGCUGGAAUUGGUCGCUGCUAUGCAUUGCUCUUUGCUGAUCGUAGUGCUAAAGUUGUCGUGAAUGACGUCAACAAAGAUUCGGCAGACUCCGUAGUCAGUGAAAUUACGGCCAAGGGUGGUAUUGCGGUUGCCAAUUAUGAUUCGGUGACGGAUGGUGACAAGGUAGUAGCUACUGCCAUUACGAAAUUUGGUCGUGUGGACAUUCUCGUGAAUAAUGCCGGUAUCCUGCGUGACGUGAGCUUUAUCAAGAUGACCAAAGCUCAAUGGAAUCAAGUGCUUAAUGUGCACCUUCAAGGAACGUUCGCGGUGACCCAUGCGGCGUGGCCUUAUAUGCGCAAGCAGAAGUACGGCCGUAUUAUCUUGAUCACGUCAAUCAAUGGCCUGUAUGGUCAGUUUGGUCAGACCAACUACAGCUCAGUCAAGGCUGCUAUGACUGGUUUUGGCAAGUCACUGGCCAAGGAGGGUGCUCGAACAAACAUCAAAGUGAAUAUUGUUGCUCCCGGCGCCGGCUCUAAGAUGACAGAGAGCAUUAUACCAGCAGACCUGGUGGCUAGGUGGAAGCCCGAAUACGUGGCACCAACAGUUGCAUUUCUAUGCCACGAGUCGGUGCCGUGCUCGGGCAAGAUCUUCGAGAGCGGUGGCGGGUUUGUUGCGCAGGUAAAGUACAUGCGCAGCCCUGGUAUCUUUCUAGACUUGGAAACGGAGAUCACGCCCGAGGCGGUACAAGCGAAAUUUGCUCAGAUCACCGACUUUACGAACGCAAAAGAUCCAGAUGAGGAUGAGAUUUCGCCUCAGCUCAAGCAAGUCAUGUAUGCAAAGCUGUAA
Peronospora belbahrii is the source of this 870-nucleotide messenger RNA. Lineage: Eukaryota; Oomycota; Peronosporomycetes; Peronosporales; Peronosporaceae. The record is from the annotation of a GenBank genome assembly.